CGUGUUGUUACUUGUUUCUGCUGGCCAGCGCUGGUCUUGCUGUCGCGAGUUGGUUGGAUACGCCGAGUCAACGAUGAAAGGAAUCGAUAAUCUGCACGAUUGAAACUGCACGAUGGUGGAAUGCACUGUCAGAGGCUCGGCGGAGAUCUAUAGAUAGUACACGACUGGCGGGACGAAGAUGUGGAAGCCGAGCCAACAAAUUUCGGUCGACCUCAGAGCACUACUGACAUUAUCUUCUAGCCACGUCAAGGAGUUUGAAUGCCAGACGGAAUGCCAAACAAACGAAGGCCUUUACUUGGUCGCCUCUCGAAGACCUGAAGAUUGGCAACAAUUCGAACAUGGCGGACGGAAUGGAGGAGCUGCUGUUCGCCACUGUGGAGGCUCGCCAACGCAAUGGUGGACAGAGCAGCCGCAAGGAAGGCUCUAAGGUGUACACGAAAUACCUGCGCGAGGUCAGUGCCUCUGCUAAAGACCGGAAGGCGGCCGUCUUUCAACCACCGCAUGGCAGCAGGACAGGCAGCACGGCGCGGGGCUCGUGCUGGCAGAGGUUUGUCAAGUUCUUCGUCACCCGCAUCGGCGAGGACUGGCUCUUCUUGCUGAUUCUCGGCGUUGCCAUGGCGUUGCUCAGCUUCUUUAUCGACUACGCUAUCGGCAAAGUCAGCAACUUUCACGUCUAUCUGUACUACUUACUGGAGGACUACAUGGCCGCUCAGUUCUUUGUCUGGAUUCUCUACCCGCUGUUACUGCUGAUGUUCGCCAUUGCUUGGACCAACGCCAUUGCACCGGUCGCUGCAGGCUCUGGCAUUCCAGAAAUGAAAAGCGUUUUGAGAGGCGUGGAUCUUCCGCACUACCUGUCCAUGAAGGCGUUGGUUGCCAAAUCAGUGGGACUGAUAGCUGGACUUGGCAGUGGGAUUCCUAUUGGAAAGGAGGGUCCAUUCGUACACAUGGCAAGCAUCUUGGGCCACAAUCUCAGUCGCAUCUUGACCAACAUCAACACAAUUUACUUGAAUGAGAGCAGGGCGUCGGAGCUUCUGGCAGCUGCAUGCGCCGUUGGAGUGUCUUCGAACUUUGCAGCGCCUGUGGGAGGUGUGCUGUUCAGUAUUGAAGUCACCUCCACCUACUUUGCUGUUCGCAACUACUGGCGUGGCUUCUUUGCUGCCAUUUGCAGUGCAUUCUGCUUCCGAUUCCUGUCCUUCUGGGUCACCAACCAACCGACGAUGACCACUCUGUUCACGACUCACUUCCGCCAGGACGUUCCGUUCAACCUGCCGGAGCUGGUGGCACACAUUAUCCUGGGUGCGGCCUGUGGGGUCCUGGGAGCUCUGUUCGUCAAGCUGAACCGGACGUUUGUGCUGUAUCGGCGGCGCAAGGCCGGAACCGGAAUCUGGAAGCUGCUGGAUGCAAAUCGCUAUGUGUUCCCUAUGAUCUGGGUACUGGUAAUCAUGUCCCUUCAGUACCCUGCUGGACUGGGCAAAUACUUUGGUGGCGAGUUCCCUCACAAGAAGGCCUUGACAAUGAUGUUCAGUAAUGUGUCCUGGCACAAGGCAGCGACUGACGCCUCGGCGUACCCCGGUCAGGAGUCCGAGGUCAAACAGCUCGUGGACGCCUGGGCCACGCACACCAACCUCUUCUUAUCGCUGGUGCUCUUCUUCGUCAUCAAGUUUGUGACGGCGGCUGUGUCAAUUACUUUACCGGUGCCUGCUGGUGUUUUCUUCCCCGUCUUCCUUCUGGGUGCAACAUUUGGACGUCUUGUGGGCGAGGUUACCACACUGUUCUAUCCACAAAGCUUGGCAGCCAUGGAAAUCUUGCCCGGUGGAUACGCGGUAGUGGGAGCUGCUGCUAUGGCCGGCGCUGUCACUCACACAAUCUCGACCGCUGUGAUUGUCUACGAGCUAACAGGGCAACUGACUCAUAUUAUACCAGUGAUGAUGGGUGUUCUUGUCGCCAAUGGCAUUGCGCAACUGCUUCAGCCGUCCAUCUACGACAGUGGAAUCAUGCUGAGGAAACUGCCUUACAUACCGGAUAUGAAGCGCAGCAGGACCUACGCCAUCUCAGCAGGGGACAUGAUGCGAACAAAUCUCUUCACCGUCUCGUACCGCUCCACUUACGCAGAGCUGAUGCAACUGCUGAAAGACUCAAAGUUCCAGUCGUAUCCGCUUGUUGACUCGCCAGACUCCAUGGUUCUACUGGGUAGCAUACAGCGCGGCAAGGUGCAGCAGCUGCUGCACGAGUACAUCUGGGACGUGCACCUUAAGCAGAGCACGGUGCCGAGCCGGACGCAUAGUGCGUCGUCGUCGCUCCACUCCAGCCACCAGUCGCUGUGCGACUUUCAGGACAUUCAGAUGAGCGGCGCCACCACACCACCACUGCCGGCUCUCGAGGAAGAGGUGGACGACGACAUGGUGGUUUUUCCGGCUAUCACGGCGCCCUUGACCCCGGCGUUCGACAGUGACAUGGCACAUGCGGAGCAGCUGAACGAUACUCACGUACACGUGGACGUAGAUACUGAACAUGACCAUGAGAUUGCUCUGAGUCGCCCCGCGCUCUCCCGCCAGCAUUCGUCUGAUGCCCAUAACCAUCACCAUCAUCACCACCACCAUCAUCACCCGCACGCACACCGUCCCGUACGCUCCAGGACGCCGUCCGCCCAGGAUCUCUCCGGCCUCCACCACCACGGACACCGGGACGGAGUUCACUCGGGUCACCAGCGCGAGCGCGCUUCCACGCUGCCGCGGCGCAUGUCACUGUCCGAACGCCCCAGCUCUUUGCAUGGAGUCCGCGAGCCUCUGAAGCGAUCCAGUAGUACCUCCAGUCUUGUCCCGGCACGACUGGCUAAUGAGACACUGAUCCAAUCAGCUCGUCAGUCUAUUACAUCGAUAACCGGAUUGGACCUGCAGCAGCUGGAAGAGAAGAUAGCAAGCCGACCAAGGCGCCUCAAACGAAGUCUAGGUCGUCGCAUGUCACAGGUGGCCGGUCUCCUACUGCCUUCUGGAGAGGAUCAGGCUGAGCAACUGACAACCCUCACAGAUCAACUUGUAGAUGCAUGUGUGAAGCAGGACCGUACAAUCAUGGACGCGCCUGUAGAUCUGAUCUCCAGUCAUAUCGACUCGUCGCCGUUCCAGGUCGUCGAGACUACCAGCUUUCCAAAGAUCCAUACGCUAUUCUCACUGCUCGCUCUCAAUCAUAUGUACGUCACGUCAGUGGGACGGCUAGUCGGAGUCAUCACUAUUGAAGAGGUUCGGAACUCAGUUGAUGGUCUCGACAAGGCAGUGGAUCCGCCCCAGAACAUCAGCAGCGCUCACACAGUACUCGAAGAGAUAGAACUUGAAGAUAUCGAGACACCGGUAACGCCGAACGGCAUGGCGGAGGAUGACGUAUGCUUAGCAGGCCAAUCAAAGUGAACUGCGCGCGCACAGAGUACUCGAAGAGAUAGAACUUGAAGAUUUCAAUACACCGGUAGCGCCGAACAGCAUGACGGAGGAUGACGUAUGUUUAGCAGCCCAAUCAAAGUGAACUGCGUGUGGUGUUACACCACUAGCGGCAAGAACAGAACAAUGUGCCACUGAUUACUUAGAGCCACCUUCACCAAUAUUUUGUAUCACUGUUCAAUUAGGUACCUUCACCAAUAUUUGUAUCAACGUUCAAUUAGCUACCUUCACCAAUAUUAUUUUGUAUCAACGUUCAAUUAGCUUCCUUCGCCAAUAUUUGCAUCACCGUUCAAUUAGCCACUUUCACCACCAAUAUAUUUAUUAUUGCUCCAUCAUGCAAUAUUGGUAGGAGCACACUUGACGUUUUUCGAAGUACCGCACUCUGGUAGAAUACACUUGUACAGUUGUAGGUUGAGUUUGGUAAUUUUCUGAUGCCGAUGGUUGACAUGCACUACCGGUACUCGGUAUUACUC
Sycon ciliatum is the source of this 3901-nucleotide messenger RNA. RefSeq names its product chloride channel protein 2-like. Lineage: Eukaryota; Metazoa; Porifera; Calcarea; Leucosolenida; Sycettidae. Gene Ontology annotation, molecular function: voltage-gated chloride channel activity. The transcript is spliced from 26 exons. Bases 339 to 3401 code for a protein of 1020 amino acids. Gene Ontology annotation, biological process: chloride transport; transmembrane transport. Gene Ontology annotation, cellular component: plasma membrane. The record is from RefSeq and is a predicted model, not a curated record.